UGUUGUUCUAGUUUUUUACGCUCCGCGGCGGGUGGAUCGGUGCUUGGGCGAAGGGAGCUCCCGGCGUCGGGAGAAGGCAGGAAGGUUGCGGGCUCCUCGCGCCGCGACCUGGCGAGAUCCGACGCCAUGGCGGCCGCCUUGGGAGGAGCGGGAGCAGAGGAUGACUUCGAUUGUCAUAAACCUGGUGCAGAAAGAUCUUGGAGAAGGAGAACUGGAGAUGAUGAUUGGGAUAGUGAAUUGGAUGAUGACUUACUAGGAGAAGAUUUGUUGACUGGCAAAAAGACCCAGUCUGAUAUGUCAGAUGAAGAACUGAAUGAUGAUCUCCUGCAGAGUGAUAACGAAGAUGAUCAGCAUUACAGUUCUCAAAAUGUCACUGUGAGUCUUAAUGCUGAACCUACCGUGGUGACAACCUUUGAGCUCACUGAGAAUGCUAACGACGCAUCUAUUGAACAAGACUUAGAGUAUGAACAAGGGGAAGAUGAAAUUGGUUAUGACAAACCAGAGGUUCCUGAAGAGUAUUCUGAGGAGUAUCCCGAAGAACAGUAUGAAGGCCAAGAGGCUGAGUUGCCAGAAGACCAAAUAGAAUAUGUGGAAGAUCAGGGUGAAGAAGAGAAUUAUAAUGAUGAAGUGCUGGAUCUUGAAAUCAAUGAACCUCUAGAUGAAUUCCCGGAUGAAGAUUAUGUACAAUCUUAUAGUGGAGAACAAGUAAUUGAACAACAAGACUAUGUAGCUGAAGAAGAGUUAGAAGAGGUUGUUGAUACCCAGACACCUCCAAAUGAGUCAGAAGAGGUGAUUAUUGAAAAUCUGGAGUUUCAACAAGAACCCAAAGAAGAAUCAGAUGAAGAGGAGGAAGAUAAUGAAGAAUCUGGUCGGUUACGGUUCAAAACUGAACGGAAAGAAGGAACAAUUAUUAGGCUAUCGGAUAUAACAAGGGAGCGAAGAAACAUUCCAGAAACUUUGGAACUUUCUGCAGAAGCCAAAGCAGCAUUACUUGAAUUUGAAGAACGGGAAAGACAGCUAAAACAAGGGCGGUAUGGGUCCCGAAGAGGAGGAAGGCGAGGAGGGUUAUUGAUGUGUCAUGGGCUGGGAGAUCUAAGAAGAGACAUCAAUGAAAGAGGAAGAAUGAAGGAUCACCGGCCUGGUUUAUUGCCAACCCAGACAGCUGUGAUGACACAUUCAGACAGGAUAUUUCAUCAUCCCAUGCGGAAUCUUUUCCAGCAGCAGCAACAAUCACAGCAACAGCUACAGGGUCUGCUCCCUCUCCCCACUCCGCUUCGCACGCCGCCCCCUCCCCCUCCAGGAAUGCAUAUGCCAUCCCAAGUAGACAACCCAAGAUUACUGAUGACUUCUCCUUCAGUGGCAUCCCAACAGCCAAAAAACAUACAUAUAAACCCACACUUCAAAGGAGCUGUAGUAACACCUGUUCAAGUGCCCUUGCUGCCAGUCCCAACCCAGCCAAGACCUGCUUUAGGACCCCAGAGAUUUCCUGGCCCUCCAGAUUUUCAACCAAAUGCUCCUGGACCCGUUCCUAGUAAUUUCAACCAAGCCCCACGACUUUCUCUCCAAGAUCAGUGGCGAGGACCUCCACCCCCUCUUCCGCCCCCACCUCCACAGGAGAGAGAACCUUUCUUCAUGGGAGAGCCGAGAUUUCCCGGCCAUCACUUGUUUGAACAGCGGAGCCCGCCGCCACCACCGCCCCCCCUUCUUAACAGCACACACUCUGUGCCUAGCCAAAAUCAGCUCCCAUUCAGUCCAUCUGGGCCUGGUUUCAGCCAGCAAGGGCAGCAACCCCUGUUUCCAAGAGAAAGGCUGGUAAGACCCAGUCUGCAACCUCAGGGUCCAGUGGGAAUCCUUCACUUCGGCCAGCCUGGAGCAGCCAACGCACGGCCUUUUCUUCCCCCACGGCAGUCCUUUCUGCAGCUCCCAGGACAGCCUUUCCUCAACCCCCUCACCCAGGCCGGCAUGCAGGUAUGUAACGAUUAGGAAAACUCUUCUCAUCACUGUUGAGUCUCAUCUCCACGAC
Messenger RNA from Thamnophis sirtalis, 2023 nucleotides. The record is from RefSeq and is a predicted model, not a curated record. Lineage: Eukaryota; Metazoa; Chordata; Lepidosauria; Squamata; Natricidae.